AAUUUACCCAGAAAGUUUGCAUAAGACGCUACUUUUCUGGUUAAUGUAUUGAGAUGAGUGACUGUUCAAAUUCAGACGAAUCGGCAAGCCCGUCUCCACCUAAAAAAAAGAAUAAAACUCAAAAGUACACGAAAAAGGAUCUUUACUAUGAUAAUGAUGAAGAUGAGGAUGAUGACGACGAGGAAGACGAAGAAGAGGAUGUCGAUGAAGAUGAAGAACCUGCCUUAACCUCGAAAAAAAAGAGAAGAAUGAAUUUUGCAAUUAAGGAUAUGUUUCAUGAUGAAGCUUCGGUCGACGAAGACGAUGAAGAAGAAGAUGAAGAAUAUGACGACGAGGGGGAACUGAUUGGUCCGGAAGAUGAAGAAGCCCUGGACGCUGUACCUGCAGCUCGAGAAUUAGAUUCUCGCCGGAGAAUACGUGAGAUCAUGGACCAAGAUGAAGAGGAAAUAGAAAGAUAUUAUCAAGAGCGUUAUGAGAACCAAAAUUAUGUCGAUCGUUUUGGUGAUGGUGAGGCUAUGGCUGAUAGUAUUGUUCAAAAGGAACGUCUUCCAGGUAUCAAAGAUCCUAACCUCUGGGCACUUCGAUGUAAAAUGGGUGAAGAAAAGGCUACUGUACUUGCACUGAUGCGUAAAUUUAUAGCCUAUCAAUUUUCUGACACUCCACUACAAAUUAAGUCAGCCUUUGCUAAGGAAGGUUUGAAGGGUUAUAUUUAUGUUGAGGCUUUCAAGCAAACUCAUGUUAAACAAGCCAUAGACGGUAUAACAGCUUUACGACUUUCAAUGUACAAGCAACAACUUGUUCCAAUUGAGGAAAUGACAGAAGUUGUACGUGUGGUGAAAGAAACUGGUCAACUUAAACCUGACCAGUGGGUUCGGAUUAAAUCUGGACUCUAUCGUGAUGAUUUAGCAUUGGUUGAAUAUGUAGAGGAUGCACAAAAUUUAGUUGGUCUUAAGUUAGUUCCUCGAAUUGAUUAUGAAAGAAAACGUAAUCGUGGCACAGAAACAGAAGAUGAUAACAACAAGUUUAAACGUUUUAAGCGCCCAGCACCAGCACUAUUCAAUGCAUCAAAAUUAUCUGAUCGUGUACAACGUGAUGGAUCAUCAUUGGUUUUUGAGGGGAAUCGAUACGAUACUGACGGAUUCUUGCAUAAACAAUUUCGUAUUAAUGCUGUUUUUACUGAAGGCAUUCGACCUACACUGGCUGAACUUGAAAGAUUUCAUCAUACUCCUGAUAGUCUACAAAUGGCUGCUGCCGCUGCUAAUGCUGCAGCUAAUUUAACUUCAACUGUUAAUGUUGAGAUUGCUUCAAAUCAUUGUUUCACUCCUGGAGAUGUUGUCGAAGUAUGUGAAGGUGAUCUUAAGAAUCUUCGUGGUAAAGUUGUCUCCAUUGAAGGCAAUAGCAGGAUUAUUGUUCAGCCGAAUCAUUCUGACUUACGAGAACCCAUACCGUUUACACCAGUGGAAUUAAGAAAGUUCUUCAACCAAGGUGAUCAUGUCAAGGUCCUCAGUGGUCGACAUGUUAAUGAAACUGGUUUAGUCAUACGUUUUGAUCCCAGUCUAGCUGUUGUUUUAUCCGAUCAUAGUAUGAAUGAAAUGAAAGUUGCACCGAAGGAUUUACGUUUAUGGCAAGAUCGUGCUACAACUGUUGAAUCAUCUGGGCAUGUACAAUUGAUGGAUUUAGUGCAAGUUGACCCGCAAACUGUCGGUGUUGUUGUUCAUGUUGAACGUGACCAAGUCUCUGUACUAACAUGUUUUGGUAAAGUUGUUAAUUUAAAAUCGAAUACAGCAUUGCGUCGAUUAAAUACUGUUCGUCGACCACCACAAGCAUUAGAUCAUAAUGGAAAUUCUAUACAAUUAAAGCAAACUGUUCGCUUAUUAGAAAAACCACAUUGUGGAUUAAUUGGUGAAGUGAAACACUUGUAUCGUUCAUGGGCAUUCAUAUAUUGUCGUACACAUUUAGAAAAUGCUGGACUUGUUGUAGCUAAAACUCGUCAACUCUCUGCAUUAACCACUUCACAAGGAGGUAAUGAACAAAGCAAUACAGAAAAUGGUAUUUCAAUGAAAACAAUUACACCUAUCAGUGGUGCAAGAAACUUUGGUGGUAAUAAUGAAGGUGGACGUGGAAAAGGUAGUCGUAACGAACGUCAGCUAGUUGGCAGGACAGCUUUGAUUGUUAAGGGUACAUUAAAAGGUUUAUUGGGUAUUAUAUGUGAUGCAACACCAACGCAUGUAGUACUGGAAUUACAUAGUCAAUUUAAAAAAGUACCUGUUGCACGUGAAAAUAUGGCUUUGUUAGACAGUGGUGGUCGUAUCAUGGAUACACAAUAUGGUGCUACUACACCUCGUAUUACACCAAUGCGUGAAAUGCGUACACCACAGUUGGCAUAUGGUGCUCAAACACCACAUGCAGCAAGUACAACUCCUCGUGGUGACAGUACCCCCUUACCGAGUGCAUUUAAUGCUGGCAUGGCUACACCAAAAAUUAGUAAUCUUGAUGAACCCAUGACUCCAAGUUCUAGCUUUCUGUGGACUUCAAGUGAUCUUCAUCGUAUGUCAAGUUCAAGUACCCAUUCAUUGUCUGAUACUGAAUAGAUACAGAAUUAAUGAUACUUCAAAAUACUAAGAAUCAAAUAAUAACUUAUUCGUUUCAAAUUCAUUCAGUCUGUGAUGAAAUGUGAAUAACUGGAAUGACCACAAUGAUCGGGAUGUAUACACAUAAAAAAAAUUGAAGAACCAUUUGUGCUCUUUUUAUUGUGACCUUUCUGUGUUUGUUUUUUGUACCGUUGUGAUUAAAUGCAAUGAGGUUGUGUAUAUUACCAUGUUACAAAUUCAUGGGUGGUGGGAGGUCGUCUCAAAUACUCAUGUAAAUAAGCAAUGUAUUAACCUCAGUACUGACAAUCGUUCGUUUAAAUGCAACUAAUCUAAGUAAUUUAUAUGUAAAUUCUUUUCAUCGAUGACAUUCUGAGUCGUUAACAGCAAUGAGAUGUAGAAUAUAUAUUUCUUGGAUUUAUUUGCAUAACAAUAAGUUUUAUUGUUUACAAUGGAAACUUGAACCCAGCACCCAUUACUUUGAUAGGCUGAUUCAUUAGAAUACUAUACAGAGUCGACUGUUUUCGAAAUGGCUACCAGUUAUUAAUAGAGCUAGUAAAAUUUGAUUCCGAAAGCAGCACAACUCAAAAGGAUCUCCAGUUCUGGCAGUAAUUUUCAAGAACUUUUGCUAAUCGAUGAUUCUUUGCAGCUAUAGAGUAGGUAUUGUCCUCUGAUGUCACUGUCUUUUAAUGAAACAUAAGGCAACAAAGAGGAUCAAUCGUAUUUUGUGUGAAUUCUUGCUUCAUUAACACAAUCUGUUCUUGCAUUCAUAUCGAUUCACUUUGCCAUAUUACUUUUGUUUGUACGGAAAACAAAACGAAAAUAUUAUAGAGUCUUCUACUAUCAAUUCCGAUAAUGGUUAACUUUUGUUAAACCCUUUUAUUAACCCAUUUAACAGACAAUGUUAUUUGGAUAUUAGCAAUCUGUCUAUUCCUUUGUUCUAUUAUGAUCACUAGCUUGUCAGUAUAAAUGUGUACGCUUGAUCGCAUGUGACAGCCUACGCAUAUAUUUCUCUCUGUCUUAAAAAUAUGGCUCGAUGAAUCAUUAUCUUCCCCAUGUAUAUAUGUACUUGAAUCCUAUUAAUGGCCUAUGCUGCGCUUUUAUGCGAUUUGACUACAAAUUUGCCUCCGUAUUCGCUCGCGCAUAAAUAUUAGUCUCUGCUCAAAAUCCGCUCGGUGUGCUUGUAGCUUUGCUAUGUUUGUUAUCUGUCAAUAAACUGUAGUUGCCGCUUCUGAUUCCAAACACCGUUGGGAUUUUUAUUUAUUUAAACACAAACAUUGGUACAAGGAGGCACCAAAUAGAUAUGCGCCACAUAAAUAAUUCGACUUGUAUGAGGGCUAGGAUACUCUGCCCGGGUGCCCAAACCGUUGAGAAUUAUAUAAUAACGGUUAUCAGGAUGAUUAAUUAACGAAGCUAAACCACUUAUCGACUUAGAAUACGCAGAUGACAUAGUCCUGUUUGGUGAAGACGCUGAUAGAAUGCAGUCUUUUGCUAGCACUAAGCAACAAUCCCAGAAUGUUUGGAAUGCGCUUCUCUCCCUCUAAAUGCAAGUUGUUGCUUCAGGAC
Messenger RNA from Schistosoma haematobium, 4154 nucleotides. It is a transcript of the gene SUPT5H, whose product is annotated as Transcription elongation factor SPT5. Lineage: Eukaryota; Metazoa; Platyhelminthes; Trematoda; Strigeidida; Schistosomatidae. The transcript is spliced from 8 exons. Gene Ontology annotation, molecular function: mRNA binding. The record is from RefSeq and is a predicted model, not a curated record. Bases 54 to 2591 code for a protein of 845 amino acids. Gene Ontology annotation, cellular component: DSIF complex. Gene Ontology annotation, biological process: transcription elongation by RNA polymerase II; regulation of DNA-templated transcription elongation; transcription elongation-coupled chromatin remodeling.